AAAUAUGCAUAUUCAAGAAAAUGUACAGUUUAACAUAGGUUUCUCCCCCCCCCCCUCAGAAUUUCCCAGCCACCGUAAUUCCUCAGCCUGUUCGACCACGACGAAGGUAGGGUCGUUUACAUAGGAAAAAUCAGCAGAUGAAAAUGGUGCGUUAAAUGGCGCAAGAAGAGCUCUCUGCUGAUUCAUGGGCAUGGCGGAAAUAUGGUCAGAAGCCCAUUAAAGGUUCUCCGUAUCCGAGGUGCAGCACCCGCAACAAACUCGCUUCUCUGCCGCCCAAAGGGCUCGAUGUCGAAUAUGGCUUCUUCUUCGUCGUCGUCGCCCGCCGCCGGAGCGAGUUUUUCUCCGGAUACUCUGUCGAUGGAAGGCGAACACAGAACGAGGACGUGCAGAUGGCCGAGGAGGACGACGGCGCCGUAGACGAGGACGACGAGAAUAUAAUCAUGAUCCCGAGUGAUUUGAUGAUCGACGAUGAUGACAUGUUCGGAUCAGGAUUUCAAGAUUCCAAAGAUCACUCUAGCGGCGGCGGUGGAGACUUCUUUUUGAUGUCUCCCCGCCGUGGACAUCGACCAGCUCCCCCAGCACAUUCAACGGCGGUGACUAAGGGCACCUGGAAAUCAUUGAUGGAUCAUUGCUUUUUAGAGAUGGAUGGAAAAACAGGGUGAUUUGAUUCAUGAUGGAAAAACAGAGUGAUUUGAUUCAUAAA
Salvia miltiorrhiza (redroot sage) is the source of this 703-nucleotide messenger RNA. RefSeq names its product probable WRKY transcription factor 69. Gene Ontology annotation, molecular function: transcription cis-regulatory region binding; DNA-binding transcription factor activity. The record is from RefSeq and is a predicted model, not a curated record. Lineage: Eukaryota; Viridiplantae; Streptophyta; Magnoliopsida; Lamiales; Lamiaceae. Gene Ontology annotation, cellular component: nucleus. The transcript has 2 exons. Gene Ontology annotation, biological process: regulation of DNA-templated transcription. The coding region runs from base 156 to 662 and encodes 168 amino acids.